CCCCGCCGCCCGCCGCCGCCCGCCAGGGGCUAGAGGCGGCCGCCGGGAGGGCGCGCGGCGCCGGAGACAUGUCCAGGAGGAAACAGAGCAACCCCCGGCAGAUCAAGCGUUCCCUUGGAGACGUGGAGGCUUCAGAAGAGGCCCAGGCCAUGGACACCAGCCUCCCAGAGCAAGAGGCAGGAGCACCAGAGCCUGAGGCCGUGGGAGAGCCCGAGCCCCUGAGCCCUUCCAGUCCAGACGCUAACCCCCCACCCCCACCAUCGCCACAGCCCCCCACGCCCCCAGGAGGCCCUGAGGAGAUGGAGGGGCAGGAGGAGCCAGAGACCAUGCUGGAAGAGGAGUCUGGUGUCUCCUGGAGUGGGCCAGACGAGCUGGAGCUGGUGCUGCAGGACGGGCAGAGGUGCGUGCGAGCUCGACACAGCCUCUCCGAGGGCCUGUCCUGGGGCCCCUUCCAUGGGAACAUCCAGAGCAGAGCCUCGUCCCCUGGGCAGGUGGAACCGGGCCCGGCCCUGACCCUGCUGCUGGGGGAUGAGCCCUGCUGGCUGAGGACGCUGCCCCAGGCCCUGACCGAGGCUGAAGCCAACGCGGAGAUCUACAGGAAGGAUGAAGCCCUCUGGUGCAGAGUCACCAAGCCGGUGCCGGCAGGCGGGCUGCUGAGCGUGCUCCUCAUGGUGGCCGAGCCCCGUGGCACCCCCAGCCACCCUGUGAAGAAGGAGCCAGCAGAGCCCGAGUGCCCGACCCCUGCACACGCCGACAUCCAGCUCCUGCCCCAGCAGGCCGGCAUGGCAUCCAUCCUGGCCACAGCAGUCAUCAACAAAGAUGUCUUCCCCUGCAAAGACUGUGGCAUCUGGUACCGGAGUGAGAGAAACCUACAAGCCCACCUCCUCUACUAUUGCGCCAGCCGCCAGAGCACCGGCUCCCCAGCGACCACCGCCGCAGACGAGAAGCCCAAGGAGACCUACCCCAACGAGCGGGUCUGCCCCUUUCCGCAGUGCCGCAAAAGCUGCCCCAGCGCCAGCUCCCUGGAGAUCCACAUGCGCAGCCACAGUGGAGAACGCCCCUUCGUAUGUCUCAUCUGCCUGUCGGCCUUUACCACCAAGGCCAACUGUGAACGGCACCUCAAGGUGCACACAGACACCCUGAGCGGUGUCUGCCACAGCUGUGGCUUCAUCUCCACCACAAGGGACAUCCUCUACAGCCACCUGGUGACCAACCACAUGGUCUGCCAGCCAGGCUCCAAGGCGGAGAUCUACUCGCCCGGGGCUGGGCACCCCACUGCCAAGCUCCCCCCAGACAGCCUGGCCAGCUUCCAGCAGCACACGGCCCUGCACGGCCCCCUGGCUUCUGCCGACCUGGGCCUAGCGCCCACCCCGUCGCCAGGACUGGACAGAAAGGCGCUGACCGAGGCCACCAACGGAGAGGCCAGGGCCACCCCCCAGAACGGGGGCAGCAGCGAGCCCUCGGCAGCACCGCGGGCCAUCAAGACGGAGGCGUCGACGGAGGAGGCGGAUGCGGAGCCACGACCCCCGGCCGCGGCGCGCACACCCUCGCCGCCCAGCCCCGGCCCCGGCCCGGCCCGGGUGAAGGCCGAGCUGUCCAGCCCCACGCCCGGCUCCAGCCCGGGCCCCGGCGCACUCUUCCUGCCGCAAUUCCCCGCCGCGCCGCCGGCCUCCGAGAUCCUGGCCAAGAUGUCCGAGCUGGUGCACAGCCGGCUGCAGGCGGGCCCCGGGGCGCAGGCGGGGACGCAGGCCGGCCUCUUUGCGGGGGCCCCCAAGGGCGCCACAUGCUUCGAGUGCGACAUCACCUUCAACAACGUCAACAACUUCUACGUGCACAAGCGCCUCUACUGCUCGGGCCGCCGGGCCCCCGACGACGUGCCCCCGCGCAGGGCCAAGGUGCCACCCGGCCCCGCCCGUGCGCCCCCGCCCGAGGCCGACGGGGGGCGCGCAUCGCCGGGAUGCGGGGCGCGCGAGGACGAGGCGGCGGGCGCGGCCACCCCCGAGGCCGAGGCGGAGGCCGAGGGGGGCGGCGGCCGGGGUCGGGAGGGCAGCCCGGGCAGCCCGAGCCCGGGCAGCGGGGCGGACGAGGACGACGACCCCCGCCGGACGCUGUGCGAGGCCUGCAACAUCCGCUUCAGCCGCCACGAGACCUACACGGUGCACAAGCGCUACUACUGCGCCUCGCGCCACGACCCGCCGCCGCGCCGGCCCGCGCCCGCGGGGACCCCGGGCGCCCCCGGCACCGCCGCGCCCGCCCCCGCGCCCCCGCCCGCGCCGCCCGCCGCGCCGCCCGUGCGCACGCGCAGACGCCGCAAGCUGUACGAGCUGCACGCGGCCGGCCCGGCCCCGCCCCCCGCCCCGCCCCCCGCCGGCGGCCCCGCCCCCGCGCCCGCCUCGCCGUCGCCGUCGCGGUCGCCGCGGCCCGGGAGCGGGGGCGGGGCCGGGGGCGGGGCCGGGGGGCCUGACGCCGCCGACGGCCCCAUCGACCUGAGCAAGAAGCCGCGGCGCCAGGCGCCCGUGGCCGCCGCCGGGCUGCCCGCGCUGGCCGACUACCACGAGUGCACGGCCUGCCGCGUCAGCUUCCACAGCCUCGAGGCCUACCUGGCGCACAAGAAGUUCUCGUGCCCCGCCGCCCCGCGCCACCUGCGCGCCGCCCCCGAGGACGCGCCGGCCGGCGCCGCGCUCUGCCCCUACUGCCCGCCCAACGGGCUGGUGCGCGGCGACCUCGUGGAGCACUUCCGCCGGGCGCACGGCCUGCUGCUCGGCCCGCCCCCCGCCGGCCCCGGCCCCGGCCCCGGCCCCGGCCCCGGCGCCCGGACGCCCUCGCCCGCCGCCCCCAGCGACGGCCUCAACGGCCGCGAGCCCCGGGAGCCCGCCCCCGGCGCGUCGGACGGCGGCAGCCCCCGGCCCGGACCCCCGCCCGCCCCGAGCCCCGAGCCCGUGCCGCCGCCCCCCUCCCACUCGGACAAGGGCGUGCAGACCCCCGGCAAGGGGCCGCCCGCGCCCGCGGCCGCCGGCAGCCACCGCUACUGCCGCUUGUGCAACAUCAGGUUCAGCAGCCUGUCCACCUUCAUCGCGCACAAGAAGUAUUACUGCUCCUCCCACGCGGCCGAGCACGUCAAGUGAGCGGCGGCCACGCUCCGGCCGCACCGAGGCCCGCGGCACCUGAAACAGAAGGGGAGCGCGGGAGCGCGGGAGCGCGGGGCCGGGGCGGGUGCGAGCAUGCGCGUCCGCCGCCACCCGUCGGGGGUUUGGGGGAGCGAGACCCCGGCCGAACCCCAGGUCAGCCUGAGCCGCGGGGUCAGGGGCGCCAGAGCUGGGCCGAGCCCCAGGUCAGCCUGAGGCUGCUGCACAGCGUGGUAAGCGCUGCCCCCCGGCUGCCCUCCAGGAUGCUACUACCAGCUCGACUUUGACCACCACAUACCAAAGGGAAGGACUCCAUACUGGCCAGCCGGCAGAGGACGACCCAGCCUUGUGCUUGCCAAAGCUAGUGGGGCCAGAGGGGACACCAGGGCUCCCCGCGACCAGAGAAAGCAAAUCCUCAACUGGAGCUAGCAUGACACCUGUGCUGGCUACAGUGCGUGUGAGGGGCGGGGGCAGCCCACCCCAGUUGGCCCAGCUGGCGCCGUGGGGGGUAUGCAUGCCGGGGCUGGCCCCGAGCAGUGCUUGGCAGCACCCAAGCAGAGUCCGGCCAUGGUCUUGCCCCUGUGCAGCGGGGUACUGUGGGCACCCUCAGCCUGGUGUCCCCACUAGAAAACACCCAUCAGUCCCUUUCCAACUUCGAAGGAGCAGAGCAUUUCUUCCAAUUUUACCCAGCAGCCUCUGGUGGAUGAUGUGAACUCUUCGACCUUCCUCUGUUUUGAAAUAACAGAGGUGCUUCCUGCCAUCCCCCCACCAGGCCCACUUUCCUGCCCAGUCCCUGUGGGGCUUCAGAGCUUCACAGCUGUUUGGACAGGAUCAGUCGCCGGCAUCACGCACAGGACCCUGCCCACUGACAGACGUCCCUCGCUGGCCCUGAGGACCAGGGCCCAGCAGCCAGGGCCCCCAGACUCUCCUAGGGUCUGCUCUAGGGAAGUCCGUGAGGGAGGGUCCUGGGGGAGCCAAGCUGUCUCCUUCCAGGAUUCCCAGGGCUCUGCCAGGGUUGGGGGUUAGGGGCUGGGGCGGAGGAAGCCCACGGACCCUGGGCCUGGCUCUGCAUUUGCAUUGUUCCGCAUGAAUUUGCAUGGACGGUUCAAGAGGCUCAGCUUCUGAGUCAGACCACCAGAUGGAAGCAGACGUGACCGAUGUCCACGCGUACUGUUAUUAAAAAAAAAUUAAAUCUAAUACAGAAUCGAUUUCACUGUAUAUAAAUCGUAAAAUAAAAAAUUUUU
Molecule: messenger RNA, 4369 nt
Organism: Nyctereutes procyonoides (raccoon dog)
Lineage: Eukaryota; Metazoa; Chordata; Mammalia; Carnivora; Canidae
Gene: ZFPM1
Product: zinc finger protein, FOG family member 1
Exons: 10
Coding region: 69-3125 (1018 amino acids)
Biological process (GO): positive regulation of transcription by RNA polymerase II; erythrocyte differentiation; megakaryocyte differentiation
Cellular component (GO): nucleus
Molecular function (GO): RNA polymerase II-specific DNA-binding transcription factor binding
Source: RefSeq, a predicted model, not a curated record